This is a messenger RNA of Danio rerio (zebrafish), 4263 nucleotides long. Lineage: Eukaryota; Metazoa; Chordata; Actinopteri; Cypriniformes; Danionidae. The record is from RefSeq and is a predicted model, not a curated record.
AUUCGUUUCCCUCUUUUCCAGUUUCUGUGUCUGAAGAACAUACGAACAUUCCUGAAAGUGUGCCAUGAUAAGUUUGGCUUACGGAACAGCGAGCUGUUUGAUCCCUUCGAUCUCUUUGACGUGAGGGACUUUGGGAAGGUGAUCUCUGCGCUGUCCAGAAUCUCCCACAACAGCAUCGCACAGAUCAAAGGCAUCAGGCCUUUUCCAUCAGAGGACACUGCACUGAAUGAAGAUGAUGUGUACCGGAGCUUGGAGGAGCUGGCAGAUGAGCAUGAUGUGGGAGAGGACGACAUCUAUGACUGCGUCCCCUGCGAGGAUGAUGGGGACGACAUCUACGAGGACAUCAUCAAGGUGGAGGUUAGACAGCCUAUGAUCAGAUACAUGCAGAAAAUGGGCAUGACUGAAGAUGAUAAGAGGAACUGCUGCUUGGUGGAAAUUCAGGAGACUGAGGCAAAAUACUACAAGACACUGGAGGACAUUGAGAAGAAUUACAUGAUCCCCUUGAAGCAAGUGUUAACACCACAGGAGAUGGAGGCUAUAUUUGUAAAUUUAGAGGACAUUAUCAGAGUCCAUUUUGCUCUGCUGAGGGCUAUUGACCUGACCAUGGUGAGUGGGGGCAAUGGCCUGGGGAAGAUCUUUCUGGAUUUCAAGGAGAGACUGCUGAUUUACGGCCAAUACUGCAGCCAUAUGGAGAACGCUCAGAAGACACUGGAUGAGCUGAUUGCCACACGAGAAGAUGUCAAAUGUAAAGUGGAGGAGUGUACCAUGAAGGUUCAAGAGGGGAAGUUCAAGCUGCAGGAUCUCCUGGUGGUCCCCAUGCAGAGGGUCCUUAAAUACCACCUUCUGCUAAAGGAGUUAGUGAGUCACUCUAUGGACCGACCAGAGAGGCAGCAGCUUAAAGAAGCACUAGAAGCCAUGCAGGACCUGGCCAUGUAUAUCAAUGAGGUGAAGAGAGACAAUGAAACCCUGAAGAAAAUAAGUGAAUUUCAGAGCUCUAUAGAAAAUCUACAGGUUAAGCUAGAGGAGUACGGUAGGCCAAAGAUAGACGGAGAGCUCAAAGUGUGCUCUAUAGUAAACCGGACCAAACAAGACAGAUAUAUCUUCCUGUUUGAUAAAGUUGUGAUUGUUUGCAAGAGGAAAGGUUAUAACUAUGAGUUAAAAGAGGUUAUCGAACUUCACCUCUACAAGAUGUCUGAUGACCCCAUGAAUAACCGUGACAUGAAAAAGUCGAGUGGAAAAAUGUGGUCGUACGGCUUUUACCUGAUCCAUCUGCAGGGGAAACAGGGAUUCCAGUUCUUCUGCAAGACAGAAGACACCAAACGCAAAUGGAUGGAGCAGUUUGAGAUGGCCAUGUCAAACAUUAAACCCGAACGAGCCACUGCCAACCAGCACAACUUCCAAAUGCACACGUUUGAGAAGAACACCAACUGCAGAGCCUGUAAAAUGCUGCUGAGGGGUAUUUUCUACCAGGGAUACUACUGUUCUCUCUGUGGGACAGGCGCACAUAAGGAGUGUCUGGAGAUCAUUACCAUCUGCAAAAUAAGUCCCCAUGAUUCGGAGCCGGGGCUUCCUCAAUCAGGUCCAAAAAUGGUGGCCAUCCGAAAUUACCAUGGUACUCCGGCCCCGCCUGGCAAGAUACCACUCUGCUUCCAGACAGGAGAAGUCAUUGAACUGUUGAAGGGAGAUCCAGACACAUCAUGGUGGGAGGGUAAGCUCAUUCAAACCCAAAAGACUGGCUACUUUCCCAGUUCCAGUGUGAAACCAUGUCUAGACCCUAAGCCUUUCCAGGCAUUUUCCAACCGUCAGUCCUCCAGGGAGACGGAUUACUACGUUUAUCCAUGGUUUGCAGGAAACAUGGAGCGGCAGCAGGCCGACAACCUGCUCAAGUCUCACAGCAGCGGCACCUAUCUUAUCCGAGAGAGAACGGCAGAGGCGGAGAGAUUUGCAAUCAGCAUUAAGUUUAAUGAUGAAGUGAAGCACAUUAAAGUUAUUGAGAAAGACAACUGGAUUCACAUCACAGAGGCCAAGAAGUUUGAAAGCCUCUUGGAGCUUGUGGAGUAUUAUCAGAGUCAUUCACUGAAGGAGAGUUUUAAGCUGUUGGACACAACAUUACGGUACCCUUACAAAUCCCGGGAACGCUCAAGCUCUCGCACCAAUACCCGCUCACCAGCAGCCACCUGUGCUUCCUACAACUUCUCCUUCCUUAGUCCUCAGGGCCUCAAUUUCUCCUCUCAAAGCUCUGCUCCCUUCUGGUCAGUAUUCACACCCAGGGUAGUCAGCACAGCUGUGGCGCGAUACAACUUUGCUGCCCGAGACAUGCGAGAGCUGUCACUGCGAGAAGGAGACAUCGUCAAGAUCUACAGCAAGAUUGGGGGAGACCAAGGCUGGUGGAAAGGAGAAGCCAACGGCAGGAUUGGAUGGUUUCCCUCCACGUAUGUUGAUGAGGAGGGUGUGCAGUGACACUCUGGGCUCACAGAUCAUCCAAUCAGAUUGCGUUCUGAUCCGCAGCCGUCUGAGAGGACUCUUUGCUUCCCAUGGCAUCACCUCAUGGAAGACUUUUCGCUGGAAUCAUAUUUUACAAUGAUUUUUUUUGUACCUCUGUCUCAUUUCGUCAUGUACGGAUAUGCCCCCCCACUCCCUUUCUCGGAAUGUCUGUGUGAUCUCUGUGAAGAAACCUGCUCAGAGUCUGUUCGUUCUCAGCAUCGUCCGAGGAAUCUGUGAACCAAGCAGAACUUUGCCUUGAAGUAGCCAAAGGACAAGCAUGGCUUUAAGUUUGUACAGUAGUACCUGUGAUGUGCGCUGCUGGCCACAGUGGUAUAAUCGGGGUGGGAUGAAUAAAUAUAUAUAUAAAAAUAUAAAUAUAAUUUAUUAAAGAGAUAUAUCUAUGAUUAUAAUGCAGCGUUGGACAUUGGUCCAGUGGCAGCUGUGCAAAGAAUAUAUGAGAGCAGAAAAGAUGCACUUUGCAUUUCUUUACAGAGAGAUUUUGCCUUAGUAAAUGGUAAUGCCUUUAGAGAUGGAGGUAAAAAGAGAUGGAUUUAGACUCAUCUUGCACAUAUACACUCGUACAUCCGCCCUGUCCAGAAACACGGUGCCUUUUUUUACAUGUUUCUCACUCCCAACAGCGUCUGCUUUAUGAGGCUGCAGCAUUAGCAUCUCUGUUCUGUGGCUGUACACUUUCAAUCAACUCAUUCAAGCAGAAGACCACACAACAUCAGAGUGAACAUUUCUUUGACUGAAAUGAGCAGUGACCAGAUCUGCUCCUCAUCUCACUGGAACAAAAGGAGCAGCUGACCGAGAGUGUUAUGUCUUGGACAAUGAAGGAUACAUCCACCAUUAUGUCUUCCUCUUAAUCUGAGAGGACGCUAACGUGCAAUGGAGUAUCAGGAAUAGUCUCCUUGAAUGCUGUGAUUAGCUUUUCUAUCCACGUCCUCAGUGGUCCCAAUUUGGACUGAAAGGGAAAGUGAAAUGCUGCACUGAUCUUCAUGAAUACCCAGAGGUUUUUGUGACUUUUUUGUCGUCUUUUACAAGCACAUACAUAUUGCCAUUGCGUGUUUCUCAUCUGCAGCCUGCCACAUUACAGUAUCUUGCCUUACUGGUGGACACUUGGUGCUACAGUGCUACAUAUUGCAGACAUUGAGUUGUUUUGCUGUCGUUCUGGAUGAGGAAACCCACUGCUGAAGAACCUCAGCCAUCAAGUGCACUUUAUCUGUCCAGAGACCUUUUAACAUGGGACACCACACUGCAGACCUGGACAUUAAAUUUUCAUAUUAUUUAAUAAUAAGAAGAACCGUCCUUGUUUUUACCUCUGGAAGAAGUAUAAAAUCCUUCACACUAUGAGCAACGGUCCUUCAGUCCCAUAUUGAACAUUACCUGUAAACUUCAUAAGUGCAUGGAUGUGUGUCCCUCAUACAGUCCUCUGAGAAAAACCUUUAGCUGUUGCCAUCAGAAAUUGAACCCAUAAAUUGAACGUGGGAGAGUGCUGGACUCUAAUAAAGCAUGGGAUGUGGUUUUAGCUUGAGUACAGCUGUCUGCUGUGAUGGAGGAGUGCGGCUCAGGUCAAGGUGCUGCUGGUUUAGGGGCUUAAGUACCUGUUUGUGUAGUGGACAAAACCCAUUGCAUGUGGUCAUAGAUAUUACAACUGCUGUCUGUGGAUCCUGAAAAAAGGAAAAAAGAGAAAAAAAACAGGAAGCUGUGUACAUUUUUGAGCGGUCAGUUAUUUGGAAACUGAGGUCUAUCAUCAAAUAAAUAUUUCUCUUUUGCCUA